Molecule: messenger RNA, 7113 nt
Organism: Hypomesus transpacificus
Lineage: Eukaryota; Metazoa; Chordata; Actinopteri; Osmeriformes; Osmeridae
Gene: frmpd4
Product: FERM and PDZ domain containing 4
Exons: 20
Coding region: 1539-6617 (1692 amino acids)
Cellular component (GO): cytoskeleton
Molecular function (GO): protein binding
Source: RefSeq, a predicted model, not a curated record
UUGAGAGGCCAAAUUAAGGACAAUAGCAAUAGAAACAGAUGUUAAUAAAUUAGGUAGAGGGCGUUCGUGGAACACUUUAAAACCAAUGUUUGAAGAGAAUAAAGUAUGUUUGCAGUUGGCUGCUGGGAUACAGUAAAACAACACUGGUUGAGCUUCAUCUGAGAUGUACUGACCCAUAGCUAACUACAGAGUGGUGUGUUGGUGGUGAGGAUUGGUGGAUAACUCUAAUUAUUUGGAUGGAGGAACCUGCAUUGGGAUCAGGUCUUACUUCUUGGUAUGGUUCUGUCCUUGAGGACUACAUCAUCUGCUUUAGCAUUAGGGGGUUGGGAGAGAGGACAGGAACUGGAGGAAUCUGGGAACUCAGACAUGCCUCAGGCAGUACACCACUGGACAACCUCACUGGAACUUCACUAAACACUGAUGAGGCAAUAUGCUCUGUGUCUCCAACUCAGGAGAACCACACCGCUGGGACUUUACAUCAAGUAACAUCUGUAACGCAACGGAGGGGUGGAAAACAUGAAGAACCGAGCUCGCCUAGACCAGGGUACUACUCAUACUAGUUCUCCCACUAUGUAAGGGUGGUUAGAGAGUUAAAUCUUAUGUCAACACAUCAUUGUACCUGCAUUCAGUAGGAAUUUCCCUUUAUGUCAAUUCACGACGGUGAUUUUUAAUAAAACAGAGACCUCUAGUGGUGUUUAAAUAGCAUGAAUCACAGUAAGACUUCUCUCUUUGCCAAGGUAAAAUCCAGUGAUGGUUAUUUGAAAUGUGCUUUGCUUAUUCACCUUCGGCAGUCUAGUGGACAUUGUCAGUGAAAGUGGUUAGCUAGAACCUUAUGUGAGAGAUUUAUCUCAAGGGGGUACGAGGGUGCUGCAGAACCCAGAGCUGUUGUUCCGGAACCUUGCAAACUGCUGGGGGUUCCACAGUACAGUGUGUGAGGGGAAUGUUCUCCAAUGAUGUAUUAGGUUACCCCUACACCAGUGGGAAGCAGGGUAAAUCCCUCAGAAAGAUCAGCCUUAGUUAUCAAGGUUAUAAGAAGACAUUAUGGUUUUCAUAUUAAUCAAAUAUGCCCAUUAGCAUCAAAGUGUUAUUGUGUUAUUAAUGCUUUUAUUUGAAUAAAAUACUUUGUGUUUAGUUUAUUGAAACAAAGAAUGUUUGGCAUACUUUUAUUGCGGUAGGACAGCAGUUUGAACAUAGGAAAAAGCGUGCAGUUACAAGUUCUGUUCUGAAUGCAGUUCUGUCUUUGGGCACUAGUCUGUGCUGGUGUACUCUGCACCCUAUCAGGACUGUAGUUCGCAAACUGUCAUCGAAGGUGCAUAAUGUUCUCAAGUUUAAGUCUUGGUUAACAGUGGUCUUGGUUAACAGUCAUUAAACUACAGUGCACAUGGUGCUCUGAUGGCGGGUAUCACAGAUGGAUGUCUUGUGGAAUACGUUGAUGAGGAUGGGUCAUGGUGUUGGACAGCACUGUCAGUAUUUCGAACAAUAAACACUGACUUUUAAAGAUCAGUGCAAGCUAAGCCAGUAGGCUGGAGAGUAGAGACAUGGACGUGGAGGACAGAGAGGAGCCUACUGCAGAGGGCCGUGCUAUCAACACCGUGGACCAAGAUCAGCCAGGCCACCGGACCAAGUCUUCAGGCUGGCCUCCCCCCUCUGGGACCUGGAGUGCCUCCCAGGGCCCCCCCAAUGGAUGGGACAUGGGCUCCAAUAGAGAGGGGAGAGAUUGCUACAUCAACCACGUGUCUCAGAGCAGUUCCCUGGAGGAGGUCCGUCUGGACUCUGACAGGUUUGUUCCUCCGGCCCCCCGGAAGGUGGAGAUGAGACGGGACCCAGUGUUGGGCUUUGGCUUCGUAGCAGGCAGUGAGAAACCAGUGGUGGUCCGCUCAGUCACUCCAGGGGGCCCGUCUGAGGGGAGGCUGGUCCCGGGAGACGAGAUCAUUAUGAUUAACGACGAGGCUGUCGGCUCGGCCCCCAGAGAAAGGGUCAUCGACCUCGUCAGGAGCUGCAAGCAGUCCAUCCUAUUGACAGUUGUCCAGCCGUAUCCAUCACCCAAAUCUGCGUUCAUCAGUGCAGCUAAAAAGGCCAAGUUAAAGUCUAAUCCAGUCAAAGUCCGCUUUGCUGAAGAGGUCAUCAUCAACGGCCAGGUCCCAGAAACUGUGAAGGACAACUCACUGCUUUUCAUGCCAAAUGUUCUCAAGGUGUAUCUGGAGAAUGGACAGACAAAGUCCUUUAAAUUCGACAGUAACACGUCCAUUAAGGAUGUCAUCUUGACCCUGCAAGAGAAGUUAUCCAUUAAGAGCAUCGAGCACUUUUCUCUGAUGCUGGAGCACAGAUCUGAGGGCACGGCCAGCAAGCUCAUGCUGCUACACGAACAGGAGAUGCUUACUCAGGUGACACAGAGACCGGGUUCACACAAGAUGAAAUGCUUUUUCCGCAUAAGCUUCGUCCCAAAGGACCCGGUGGACCUGCUCAGGAGAGACGCUGUGGCGUUUGAAUACCUCUAUGUUCAGAGCUGUAACGACGUUGUCUUGGAGAGAUUUGGCUCGGAGCUGAAAUACGACACGGCCCUGCGUCUGGCCGCUCUGCAGAUGUACAUCCUCACCAUCAACACCAAGCAGUCCCAGAAAGUCUCCCUCAAAUACAUUGAGAAGGAGUGGGGUCUGGCUUUGUUCCUGCCUCCUGCAGUACUGUCCAGCAUGAAGGAGAAGAACAUCAAGAAAGCACUCACACACAUUCUGAAAACCAACCAGAACUUGGUGCCUCCUGGUAAAAAGCUGACGGCAUUGCAGGCAAAAGUGCACUACCUGAAGUAUCUCAGUGACUUGAGACUGUAUGGAGGCCGGGUGUUCAAAUCCGUUCUACUGCAAGGAGAGAAACACACAGAAGUGACCCUGCUGGUCGGGCCCAGGUAUGGCAUCAGCCACGUCAUCAACACCAAGACCAACCUGGUGGCACUGCUGGCAGACUUCAGCCACGUCAACCGCAUCGAGAUGUACACUGAGGACGAGAAGAAUGUCCGGGUGGAGCUCCACGUUCUGGAUGUGAAGCCCAUCACCUUGUUAAUGGAGUCGGUCGAUGCAAUGAAUCUAGCCUGCUUGACUGCUGGCUACUACAGAUUACUGGUGGACUCUCGUCGUUCAAUCUUUAACAUGGCCAAAAGCAACACAGGAAACACAGAUCGAAGUCACGAGGCGAGAAUAAAGCAGAACUACCAGGCCAUCGAGUGGACGUAUAGCACUCCGUGCGAGGACCACAGCAACCAGCGGUAUGGUCGUGAGCCACAGGACCGAGACUGUGAGUUCAUGGAGCAUGGCAGAAGUGAGAGUGACGUUCCUCCCGUCUACAUCACGGAGAUCCACCAGCCCCAGCAGAGCCUGCACAUGGCAGAGAGAGCGGAGAGGUGCAGCCGAGGGCCUCACCAGCCUUACCCCCUCCCUUUCCUCAGCGUCCCCAGAGCCAAACCCCAGGACUCCCCCCGCAGCGCCAAGGUCUCCUUCAUAUUCGGGGAGCCUCCUUUAGACCCCCAAAAUCUAGGCUACCAGCGGCUGAUGGACAAGAGCCCGGAGAUCUUGGACAACCACCGGCACAUGUACAAGCGUCUGGAGGAGGACUACAAGAUCAUGGACCCCAUCAUGGAGGCGGACAGCUAUCAGUACGGCGCCAUCGAGGAGCCGCUACUGAGGGACAUCUGCUACGCCGAGACGACGGACGAGGCCGAGGACGAGGACGAGGUCAGCUGCGAGGAGGACAUGAUGAUGGGCGAGAUGGACAAGCCCACUUUUCUGACCCUGUCCGGCUCCAGCGACGACAUCAUCGACCUGACGUCGCUCCCCCCGCCGCCGGAGGGCAACGACGAGGAAGACAGCGAUGUCCUGCUGCACUCCCUCAACCUGGCCAUCGCCGCUCCGCCCCCCGGCUUCAGGGACAGCUCUGAUGAGGAGGAGCAGCAUGGGGCCCAGGGGCCCUCCAGGAGGGGCCAGGGCCCCAGGGAUGACAUCCCCGUGUCUGUCAUAGACUCUGUGCCCAACCCGGGCGAGGAGGGCCCGGAGGGUCCGCUGGACGAUGCCAUGGUGUCCACCUUACAGGCUCUGGAGGCCCUGGCUGCAUCAGAGGAUGAGAGUCACCCCCAGUCAGAAAAUAGCACAGGUGUAGAAAUAUCCCGGGUCUUUAGCCCAGAGUCCUCCUCAGACUCCGGCAAUGAGACCAACUCCUCCGAGAUGACGGAGAGCUCAGAGCUGGCCGCUGCUCACAAGCUCUCCGAGAGCCACCUGAGGAUGUACGUGGCCACGGUGGAGGGCUACCACACCCUGACCGAGGAGAAGACCGAGUUCCCUGUAACCCCCUGCGAGGAUGGGGCGGCCCCCGAGACCCAGGACGACGAGGCCAGGUCCUCAGCUGUGUCCUCCUCCCAGAUCCUCCACCCACACGGGGGAGAGAUGGAGCCUGAGACCAUGGAGACCAAAUCCCUGACUGACUACUUCAGUAAGAUGCACGUGGGCUCCAUGAUGAGCAGACAGCCAGGGAAGAUGAGAGAGGAGGAGAGCAGGAGUCAUGGCGAUGUAGCUGACAAAUGUCACGCCAACACCCAGGAGCCGAAUAGAGAGGAGCUGCCUCAUCUGGUGGGGAAGUUGAAUGCGUUCACUGUCCGAGAUUCUCAGUACAUGAACCAGUUGGACUUAGGUCGAACUCCGUUUCGAGAGAGGCAUCAAAAAUGGCAGCAGCGGUCGCAUGGGAACAAAAUGGCGGACGUUCUCUCUCCGGAUUGCGUGAGUGACUCACAGGCCUCCCACGCUGACGGGGAAACAAUGAAGGGAGACAAGCAGGACUCUGAUGAGAGAAGCCAGCAGUUUGACGCUCGUUUACACUCCCCUGCCAAAGACCCCCAGAGCGCGGAGGACGCCAAUCUACAGCAGCGAAGCGAGCAACAGCAGCUAAGCAGGAUGUCAGCAACAGAGCAGGAUGUCACCAGACAGUAUGAGUACCACCUGGCUAAACGCAUGUCUUCCCUCCAGAGUGAAGGCAUUCACUCUCUCCAGAGCUCCCAGUGUUCCUCCAUUGACGCUGGGUGCAGCACAGGCAGCAGCAGCUGUGUCACACCCAUGGACUCCCCCCUCUGCACAGGGGAGAACCUGCACCUACUGUCGGAGACCUCCCUCAAGGGCCUGGGCUAUGUGUCCGGGGAGGAGAAGGCCUAUGGAGCCCAGGGACAGGGGCUCCAGGGCAGGGUCAGCCAUGCUAACAUGGACCCAACCUUGCUGCGCAAGAUCCACGCAGCAACCAGUGCUGAGCCUGGGUUUGGCACAGCGAGGGAUGGGGGCCACCGGAUGCCCAAGAUAAAAGAAACCACAGCUUGCACACAGCUGGAGAAGGCUGGUGGAGAGGAACCAUCCUCAGCUCUCUCAAACCAGGUCAAUGCCACCACCACCAACACCACCUCACCAGCAUCAUUAAACAGUAGCACAGAGCCCCGUGGGCCACAGCUCCAACCCCAGCCCCUUCCACCCGCCCAGGCUUACCCCUCCAGCUUGCCCCCAUGUGACCCCAAGGCAGGUGGCCUCAGGAAGUCACUCAGGCUGCUGCGGAGAAGCUGGAGCAGCAUGACGAUAGGCUCUGGCAGCUUUGAGGCUCUGGUGAAGAAAACCAAAGCCACUCUGAGCGGGAGGAGCGGCCAUGACGCCCGGUCACCUGACCCCCCGAAAACACAAGGGGGAAUUUCUGCCAAGAAACUGUCCGAGAGCAUGUCCCAGGGCUCUGGGAGUUUUCCCACCACAGGCAGUAAGCUCAUUAGAAGGGCAUCCAUCAUGCUGCCAGUUUCAAGAGAUGCCAAGCAACUCAGAGCCGUGCCAAGGCCGGACACGGGCACCUGGAGGUGCCACGGACCGCUCAGCCACUGCUUUCUCAGGAGGAACACCCGGGAGGAUGCUGAUGACGAAGAUGGAGAAAAGGCCUCACAGGGACUCUCCUCUGGGGAACAGAAAGCCACCUCCAGAGAUGAGGAGGCGAAGAGCACAGUCUCACUGCAUGUGCCUGGAGGAUCUCACAUAGCCGAGCAGCUCGACAGGGCCAGCGUAAAAGGCAUGAGCCUCAAAGCCAGGCUUGCCCGAGUGAACUCCAUGAAGGGCAAGACCUAUAGCCUCCCAAGGGGGUUUCCAGACGCACGGAGAGAUGCCCUGGAGAUGAUUGUUCUGGUGCGCUCCAGCGUUUCCCGUGAACACAGCAGCGGGAGGUCAGAGGUCGACGAGACAGACCCGGGGAAGUACAGCCAGCUGCUGUCAGUGGAGGCCAAGGCGCUGGGCAGCGCCUGCAGUCAGAUGGCCAUGGUGCACAGCGACCCAGAGGAGAUGCUUCUUAGCCUGACUCACAGCUUCCACACGCUCUGCUGCCUCACGCAGGCCUGCAUGUCCCUGCUGGACGGCCCGGGCAGCCCGGCCCAGCAGAGAGCGGUGGGAGCCACGGUGGACGAGCUCAUUUUGAACUACGUGUGUCUGCUCCAUGCUGCGGAAGCGGCUUGGGACAGCGUCCCUAGUGGCCAAAGUGUGAACACGUUGGCACGUCACUCCGCCACCAUGUCUGCCAUUGUCAACACUCUAACUUCCUCACUUAAAACACUGUUCAGUAAGUAAACACACGUCCGUCUACACAGUGUCAUUAGAGAUUUCAAAGCCAUACAUUGGAGACGGGGGUUCAUUCUACCCAACCAAUGUGAACUGCUGUGACAAACCUUGCCUUGUGUAUAUUUUGUUUGAUAUGUAAAGUAAAAUGAAUUAUAUGAAACAAUAUGACAAUUUUAAAAGAGAUUAUAUUCAGGCCACAGAGAGGAAAGAAGUGAAUUUAAGAUUAUAUCACCUGAUGUUACCUGAUAGCUAUAAUUUCAAUUAAUGAUAAACACAUUGUGGGUAUUAUUGUGCAGAUGAACCCUGAUAGGUGUAUGUCCUUCCCUUAUUUGUAUUAAAUACUCUAUGUAUAAACAUUGUUACAUAUUGCACAUGACAAAGAUAUUAUAAAAGAUGAUAUUAACAGCUCUAGACAAAUCAAUGCGCAAGACAAGACAUAUUAUAUGAUCAAACAAUCCACAUGACCUCAGUCUUUUGCAUUUUCUGAAUUCAACAUAGUUUUAUG